CCUGUAUCUGAAGCCUCCUUCGAUAAAGUCAUUCAAGAGAAGAUGAACUCACUCCGUUAGUAGGAAUGUUGUUACGUAACUACCACCCGACCUGAGGUUUUCGUAAAUUUUCCUCUACUUCCUGGCGUCAACAACAGCUGGAGCACGUACUUUUGGGCCACAUCGGCCAUGCAUGUCCUUGACCAAUCGAGGGCAAGAAGACUUGUUCUGUAGCCGUCCGGACCAAUCAGCGAGCGGAACACUUUCGGAACUCUGUUAUGUGGACCAACCAGAGGCUUUGUUUUGACCACGGCCUCGGACCGAAUUCUACAUGGAGGUGAUCCCCGCCUGAGAAUGAGAGGGAAUAUAAAUUUGGAGAGACGAUAUGGGGCUCAUUAUAUCGAGAUUUCGGAAAAAGCAGUCUACUAAAGAAGUACUUGAACAAAUACAGAAAGAUGUGUUGGAAAUUGAAGAAUACCACAUCCACACCCAACAAAGGCAGAAGAGGCUCGUUGGAAGCCUUGUUCUGUACUCCAUUGUUUUCUACUUGGUAGCUGCAGUUGUAUUUUACUUUUAUUACUUCCCUCCUACACUUCAAGAGCAGUUGCUGUAUGCUACACCUUUUAUUGUCUUCCCUUUAGUUGUGUACAUAUUAAAGAGAUUGUUAACGUGGUACUAUCGUAGGAAAAUAUCCAAAAAUGAACAGAAGCUCAAGAGUCUUCGUGAACGUAAAGCCAAAAUCUUAGAACAGGUGAUGGAAACGGAGACUUACAAAAUAGCAAAAGAAAUUUUAGAGACAUAUGCUCCAGAUCAGCUGCAUCGGAGUCAGAUGCACAAAACUCCAGCAGUUAUAUCCCCUGCACCACAGCGCCUUCCUUCACCAUCGAAUACACAUCCAGAUGUAAGGAGACGUAUAGUGCCUCCUAUAUCAACCCCUCAAAACAUGGCACAACCUCCUCGUCCUUUGGGGCCACAGAAUUUACCUCAUCAGACUCCUGUGUUCCCUGUGAGACCUUCAAUCAAUUCUCAGUCAGCACCUCCCAGACCUGCUGUAACUGGGAUGAGCUCCUUGAGAUCUACUUCAACAGGACCAGUUAAUGUUCCACCUGGAGUUACCCCAAAGUUUAGCGCAACACCAGCACAACCUCAUCAUCCCACAUUAUCUCGUCCUGGACCCGGGCUAGGACUAGAACCAAUUGGUCCUGGUAGUGAAGGUCCACCAGGGCCACCAAUGCCACGGCCAGUAUUGCCAAGGGAGCGAGGAUACUUAGAUCGUUUUGUAGAGUAUCUUGUGGGUGAUGGCCCUGCUAACCGAUUUGCACUGGUAUGCCGCCAGUGUGAGUCUCACAAUGGUAUGGCACUCAAAGAUGAAUUUCCUUAUCUUGCAUUCAGGUGUGCAUAUUGUUUCUACUGGAAUCCUGCUCGUAAGCAACGUCCCUUUGCCCCUAGACUGGAAACCAUUACUCCACAGCUUCCUCCUCCAAUACCAGCCACAGAAGACCAAGAGGAGGAGGAUGAAGAGGAAGAGGAAGAUGAGGAAGAAGAACAAGAGGAGCAAGAUUCAUCAUCUGGAGAAGAUGAUGAGGAGGAGGAGGAGGAAGAGGGUGGUGCAGAGGAAGAAGAAUCUUCCAGUAGUAGUUCAGCGGAAGAUCAGGAGGAGGAGGAAGAAGGUGGAGUGUCUUCCUCAGAACUCUCCAGCAAUAAAGCUACUUCAAGUCAAGAAGGUGUGUGUCGCCCCCAACAAGCAGGUUCACUGGAAGAUGUAGCCAAAUCAACUCCCUCGUCAGAGCCUAGCUCAUCGGAUGAUCACCAAAACUUUGUUGAAGUUUUCUUUACUUCAUCAUCUAGCAGAGCAACCCAUACGACUUCAACAACUAUGGCCAGUACCAACAGUGUACCAUCCCCUACAUCACUUAAUACAGCUUCCACAAUGGAAACUGAGGAAACAGAAUGAUCUUUUCAAAAAGUUGUACAGUAGCUGUCUUCGUGGUAAGAUGUACACCUUCGAUAUCUGCAGUCAUGAAUUGUAACGUUAAACUUGAAAAUCAUAAUUUCCGAUCCCAGCAGUUGACUGAAUUUACAUCGCUAGUAUUUUUGUAAAAUGCAUAAGUGAUUGCUGCAGUAUAUUUACCUCAUCCUUUCAGAUUGAAGCCUUUCUAAUGGAUUCUCAAGCUGCAAUAAUUUGUAGUUUCUCCAUUACUCUGUUCUACACUGUAAAAGACCUUGAUGAACUGUUUUUGCAUUUCAUUUUGAAAAAGUUACUGAAUAUCUGGAUGUAUUAAAUUUUGAUUUUUUCCAGGUUUUAAAUUAAUGAAGAUGAAUAGCCCUGUUUUAGACUCACAAAAAUGAUAGUGAAAGGAUAUGUGUACAGCAUAUGUGUAUACAGUAUUACUUCCAGUUGAAUAUAAAAUUAAUAAAAAAUGGCAGUUUGAUGAACUUAGUAAUGAUGGUAGUUCAUGUGAAAUGUGUAAUGGGAAAUCUUUUUGAAAGAGCUAAUAUGUAUGUUUUUUUUCAUGAAAUGUGUAUGUAAUAGGAUUUUGAGCACUUUGAUGAGGUAUUCUGUUGUUUGAGAGCAGUAUUGUAUGAUGAUUAAUGUUGGAACAAAUCUUUAUGCAAAUUAGGGGGAAUUUUUUUUUUUUGGAUUAUUACAUUGAUGGACCAGUCUGUAAUAAAAGCUUUGCAGUAUUCAAAAAGAGAAGAGUGUUUAGUGUCAUCUAUAGCAUAUGAAAAAACUUUGUUCUUGUUAGGAGCUGUAAGAGCAAAUGUUAUAGAAACUGAUGGAUUAUUGUAGUUUGAAGAAGAGUAAGCACUUAGAUAUUCCUUCAAAAGUUGGCUUGAGGAUGUAUGACUGAAGUCUGUAAUCACACUGUAAUUGAACCUCUCACAUUUACAAAAUUUUAAUUCUUGGUGAGAUCACAUGAAAAAAUAAUGGGUUUAGUUUACAUGUUACAAGAUAAUUUCUGUGUCCCAGUAAUCAGUGCCUGAUAUUGGGAUAAUUUAAUCCAAUGUGGAAUAUUUCAUUUGCAAUAGAGAUGAAGCAGUUGAAUCACUUUGAGGUAGUGUGACUGAUUGACCCUGCUGUACUUUCUUUCUUACAAUUACUGCUUUGCAAUAAGUAUUACUUUUACCAUUUCUUUUGAGCUCAAGUUUCUAUAGAAAUCAUUUACCAGAUUAAAGUUAUAAUUACUCUUGUCUACUUUACACUACAAAGAGUUAGUUCUGUUCCAUUGACUUUAUUGCUAAGCUAUGAAAUACUGCCAACAUUUUAUGUAACGUUUGCAGUGUUUCCAUACCAAGAUUAAUUCAUGUUAUGAAGUAGCAUUGAAUCACAGUGACAUGGUGUUGGUUUAUCUUAUUUUACUGUUUGCUCACAUUCAGGUGCUAUUAGGUUUUUUAACGAUGCAUGGUAAUAUUGUUUUUAGCAGGCGAUUGCUAUUUUCCUGUCUCUUAGUCAAGUUUGAACAUUGACAGUAUUUUAUUUUAUUGAUGUGUUCAUGUCUAUUGUUAACUAUGUUAUGGAGAACUCACUGAGAUUUUUAAAUGUUAGUUUCAUUCUUUUCUGAACUCUUUCAUGUUCAAAAUUUGGUGAAUAAUGAUCUAGUAGAAAGUGCAUUUGAGAGUAUGCGAACCAGCAUAAAGUUUCGUGAAGAAAGGAAUGAAAUAAUGUAACAUUUAAGGAUAUUACUUAUCACCAACAAUGAUGAUAUGAUACAAACUUUAAACUAUACCUUGAAAUGGCUUGGGUCUAUAAAGACGUUGCUGCUAGCAAAAUGAGCUUAUCAAUAUAAACUUGUGCAUUACAGCCUCAUGGUACUUUUGUUAUUCCAUUGUAAUUAUUGUUAACCUAUUGCUGUCAAGAACAACACAAGAUGUUAAACUUUGACUUGCUAAAAAUGACUACAGGCAGUCCCCAGGUUACGACGGGGAUUCCGUUCUUGAGACGCGUCGUAAGCUGAAAAUUGUCAUAAGCCGGAACAUUGUCAAAAAUCCAAAGAAAACCUGACUAUUAAUGCUUUGGGUGCAUUCAAAACUUUGUAAACUGCAUUCUUAUUGCAUUUUUCAUAAAAAACUUCAAAUAUUGAUUAUUUUGCAUUUUUGAUGUCAUAUUUCUUGUGCCAGAUCAGUGUUGUAGACGCUGUAACCCUGGAAAUAAUUUCUGAUGAAUAUAAUUGAUAAAGCGCCUUAACCUCCGAACGUAAGCUGAACCCGUCGUAACCCCGUGGACUGCCUGUAUUACUGGCUGAUAUACAUAUCGGAUUUGUAUCAUCUAGACACCUUGAAACUAUGGAAGUUUUGAAAAUCUUAAAAGUGAUUUGAUUUUAGGCUUCAUAAUUUUAUUCACAUACUGUGGUGUGUAUAUAUAUAUAAUAUAUACUUUAAAAGUAGUUUGUACUAAUGGAUGUUAUUACUUUAAAUUUUUAUAACUACAUUGUUUUUCUUGCUAAUAGAUCAUAUAACAAAUGUUUUUGAUAUGGAAGAUUAAAGAGGUCCUGCUACCAGUGAACUGAGGAAAUGGCUAUAUAAGGCUACUUUUCUCACGAUUGAUUUGUAUGGCCGCAGUGUUGAAGUUUUAGAAAAAAUGUAACUUUAUGUUUGACCUCUUAGUGAUUUUAAAAGGUUUUGAGGUUGGGCCUCUUGGUGGUUUUAAAAAAUAAUUUUUUGUUCAGUAUUUUAUCACACCUGAAGUCUCUUGGUAGUAUCUCCUGUACUUUUUUUUAAAGGGAUUGUAUUUGAUAGGUUCUUUUAGUGUAUUAAUGUAAAUACAAAAAAUUAAAAUCUAGUCUUAUAAAGUUUGGUAUAGUCAUGUUACAAACUUUUGCAUCAGUUGCCUUUAUGUUUCAGACAACAGUUAUAUGGAAGUAUUCAGCGAGCAGUAUUGGGCAACUAUUUGCCUGGCUGAUCAGGUGCAUGAUGUGCUCUUGUGACACUGUUAAUUUGGUUACAGGCUGCCUUUGAGCAAGAUCUUUUUCCUGCACAUGGCUGGCUUGGUCUAAAACAAAAAACAGUGUCACUUGCUAAUGUAUAUUUUGGCAGGCGAGCUAAAUUACAUUGUUUAAAGGAAAUAAAAUUUAUUAUUGUUCUUUAGUAUGUUUCUUCUUUAAUAAUUCUGGUAUUAAUUUUUCAUUGAACUCGGCCUAGCUAUUUUUUUCGGUCUGAAGAGGGUUUUAUUUUGGCACUCAAAAUUAUAGGUCUAUAUAUUUUGAAUAUCAGCGUUACAAACAAAACUGUAUUAUAUAUAAAAAAAACUUUAAAUAAAUGUUUGGCUAGGCCUAAUGAUCCUUGCUUGGUCUAUGAAAGGCAGAGAACCCUAUAAUAUGCAGUAUGAUUUUGUUUAUUAAGUAUUUUAUUUUAAUAAGCAAUAACGUGUUCUUUUGCAGCAGUUAUGAAAAUAAAAUUGAUCAUUUUAGUGUUGAAUAACUUAAUUCUGAAAUUGUAUGGCUGAGGACUGAAUUAGUCACUGUUUGAGAGAAAAAUGUUUACGCUGUCCAUAGUGAGGUAAAACAAAACAAAAAUGUAUAAAUAUAUAUUUAUCCAUAUAAUAUUAAUAUCCAUAAUUGGUAGUAGAUAAUAUUGAUAGUGAGCAAGAAGUUGAAAAAUAACAGUAAAAAAUUAUAUUCUAAAUGCUUCAGAAUAUAAUUAAAGAACAUCAUCAUCAUCUAAAGAUAAGUAUAUUCUUUCAAACAAAGAGAAAAACAACAGUGAAUUAUGUAUAUCCCAUAUAAUUAGUAAGAGUGCAGUUUCUAGCCAGUUUGUUUAUGAAUGCUAUUCACAUCCUGAUAGUGUAACUCCCAAAAGCACCGAUAACUCCGUUCACACGUUGCUACCAGAUACGAUCAUUCUAUGCCUAUGUGAUUUGCAUUAAAUCAUUCGUUUAUAAAAAAAAAAGAUAUUUCCAAUUUCUUUCUCUGAAAAUUUUUAAUUUCAAUUUGAUGUUUGAUGGAAUUAAAAAGAAAAUUGGCAUAUGUAAGAUUUAGAAGUUAUAGUGCAUCUAAACACUUUACUGACCAUUUGGAUGUUGCAAGCAUGCCAAAUGAACCUCAUGCGACAGCAUAUUUCGCCACCCUGUAGUUUUUUAAAGAAAGGAAGCUGUAAAUUAUAUAUUUUUUAAUUGUCUUUUUUGCUAAUUUAAAAUAACUUAACAGAAUGAUCUUUGAAUAUUUGCUAAUUUAAAAUGACGUUUAUUUCUUUUAACAGAAUUAUCUUUGAACAGAUGAUACUCUGUUCACAUGGUUGGUAUGCCUGUUCAUAUCUAAACAUAAUGAAAUAUUUCAUAAUGAGUCUGACAAAAUACUUAAAACCUGCAUAAAACAAGGUUUUUUUAUGCAUUUUUAUUUUUUACUUAUAAUUGAUUCUAUUUUUCAUAUAAAUAAUUUCUCAAACUAAUUAUUAUUUGUGAAAAAAAAGAAACGCUCUGAACGAUAUAAUUCAUAAAAUGAUGCAAUAUAUAAUAGCGUAAUUGUACAAGACAGGAUAUUUAGUAAUCCUUGAGAAGGAAUGCUUUGAUAAUGCUUUUUAAAGGCAUCAUACCGUUUCUUUUUGUAUGCCUACUUCAGGAAGAGUAUUUAUCAAUUUUCUUUGGAGGCAAACAAAAAUACUGCUUUGUGUUAUGUGCAAUAGAUAUGCUGUAGCAGAUUUAGAUGGUAAUUACCACACUGUUGAGUGUCCUGUGUGUUUUCUUAUAAUAGUGUUGUCUCAAAGCUUCUGUUCUCAUUUUUUUUCUUUUUGCAUGGUUGACAUCAUGCAGACUUGCUGUGUAGGGAACAAGUUGUGGAAAAGUGUUGCUAUUGUUGAAAGGUAACAGUUUUGAUACUGAAACUUUGCUAUUGUAUAUACAAUAAUAAUUAGGAUACUGAGUAAAGUGCUUGCUAUUUAA
Molecule: messenger RNA, 6853 nt
Organism: Macrobrachium nipponense
Lineage: Eukaryota; Metazoa; Arthropoda; Malacostraca; Decapoda; Palaemonidae
Product: endoplasmic reticulum junction formation protein lunapark-A-like
Exons: 13
Coding region: 365-1933 (522 amino acids)
Biological process (GO): endoplasmic reticulum tubular network organization
Cellular component (GO): endoplasmic reticulum tubular network
Source: RefSeq, a predicted model, not a curated record